Ruditapes philippinarum (Manila clam) is the source of this 7011-nucleotide messenger RNA. RefSeq lists its product as uncharacterized. NCBI's taxonomy places the organism in Eukaryota, Metazoa, Mollusca, Bivalvia, Venerida, Veneridae. Gene Ontology annotation, cellular component: cytoplasmic vesicle. Bases 201 to 6665 code for a protein of 2154 amino acids. The transcript is spliced from 9 exons. The record is from RefSeq and is a predicted model, not a curated record.
GCUGCGGCUGCGCACGUGUAAUUUAUGUUAAUUGGCACAAUAAUGGCCGACGAUCGAUUAAAUGUAACGGAAUUUUAUAUACAACAUGUGUUUACAUCUUUAUUUUAGGCCAAAAAUGUAGAUUUAUAAAGAAGUUCAGCUAUAUUUGAUCAGUCAUGUGACUGCAAUCAUCCAUUUUGGCGCCCCCUAGUGGUGAUAAAAUGGAUUAUAAUGAUAACGAAGAGAAAACACUAAAUAUUGUGAACACUCUCAAUAAGGGAGUGUGGAGAGGAGAUAGUAGAACGUGUGAGCAGGGACAAGUUAUCUAUCCUGGACCAGUCAUAACCAGACCAAUCAAUAUGAAUGAGGUUGAUAACCAGUCUCAGAAUGAUUUGAAUAAGCCAAUCAGAACUGCCGAUACAACUGCUCUACCAACCAGCACUCCUGUUACAAUUCCAAAUGAAAAUAUUUCACCUCAACAUAAUGAAGAAGGCAAACUUUCAAACAAUAAGUCAGGAUCCGACAAUCAGCCAACCAAAUUUAGUUUUACUAAUAGUCAACCAAUCAGAUUGUCUAUUUCAUCAUCGUCUGACAGUUCUGACAGUUCUAAAACGACAACAUGGGGUCAGGUUAAAGGUGGUUCACCGAAAAAGGCAAAGAAGGAUGGGAAUAAAUCUCCUGACAGUUCUCCAACUAAAAACAAAAACUCUAAGGCAAUGACAUCAUGGAAAAAUAUAUCACCGUCAAAAUCAAGUUCAAGUUCAGAUUUAGACAAUAGUAGUCAUAGCAACCAUAGUACGGAUUAUGGGCCAAGGAUGUUUAGAUUUAGCACUAGCAAGACAAUACAUGAUUCGACCUCUAGUUCAGAAAUGGAGCCAGGUGAACGUGUGAAACGUGAUGAUGAAUAUGCAAAUUUAGAACAUAAAGUGACGAAUAAGGAGCCGGAAACCAAAUGUAACUGUUCACCAAAAGCCGGUUCCCCUUGUAAAAAAUCAGGAUCAUGCAACUGUUCAAACAAUUGUACUUCCCAUUUACCCGAUAACCAAAAUGCACUUGUAAACAGUAAUACGUCAUUAAACGAUAACGGGUCACCUAAAAAAGAGAAAGGAGUAAAUGGUUCGGAUGACAUGUGCGAUAACGAAUAUUUUUAUGAAGAUGAUUUCUCUGUUCAGUUCGAUACAAAUUUACGCGAAACUUCUGUCACGCCCAUUGAUUCUGAUCCGAGUACAACAAUUUUAGAUUUUCCAAAUAUGGUGUCGGGCAGUUACUUACAUUUUAACAAUGGCGGAUCAUCUAACGUUAGUUUUAACAAUUCAAAAGCAUCGUCAAAUGUAAGUUUAAAUAACAUGCGCGUUUCAAAUAUUAUAAACAAUCAGGAAGAUAGGGUACAGUAUGAUUCUGAGUUUUCCGGAAAUUCCGGUUCGCGAAAUUCUACAAUGGAAAUGUCGUCCAGUGAUCGUGAUAUGAUGGGGUCUAGUGAUAUAAUUGAUUUAAGUGAUGGACCUUUAUUUACACCAACACCCACACAUUUAUUAACUGACAGUUUAGAUAAAAAUGCUCGUGAUGUAGUGGAUGGAGAAAUGAGUGGAAGUAACGGUUCAGGGGAGACAAAUCUAAAUGUUGAUUGUAACCCACGUAAAGAGGAAUACUUUUUAUCCUUUGAUGGUUCACAGUCACGCGUUUCUGGUUCUGAGACUGAUAUUUCUUUAUCAAUGAAUUCCCAUGAAUCUUACCAAGGUCAUUGGGUACAAAGUGUUCAAAGUGAGGCUAGUGUAACAUCACAUGACUCAGCACAAAUUUAUACGAGUCAAGGUCACGAUGCUAGUAAUGAGUUCUCUAGUUCCGAAGGACAAGAAGAGAGUACGGACAGUUUCCACAUGUGUUUUAAUAAAUUAUCUCCCCGUCAUAAAGGUAACCAGUAUUCUGGGCGCGAAAAUUUGUCUGGACGUGUGCUUAAAAAAUUGGUUCCUCUAAAAGAAACGAUUAUUGAAACUGGUGAUUCUAGUGAAGAUGAGAAUACAAGGACAAGUACAACGUUAACAGCGGGAAGUAAAGACGUAUCAUCUGUAAGCCCACAAACAUCGCCAAAGAAGAAAAUGAAAUUAUUAGGCGAACAGAUAAAUCAACUAAAAGGAAGGAAAUCUGGACAGUUAUAUUUAGUUGGGAUCGGAAAACCGGAAGAAAUUUUAAGGAAAGCUGGUGUUCACAGUCAUACGUUACCGAAGGUGAAGAAAUUGUUGUCAUGGAAGCAGUUAAAGAAUUUUAAGAAAGGGGACUAUAAUAAAUGUGCAAGUUUACCUGAAUUAAAUACCUCAAUGACCUGGCAAAAUAUUUCCGCUUUAAAAAGUAGGAAAUUGUCAGAAAUAAGCCAGAGCUUCCACGGUAAACGGCACUCCGCGUCACUGCUGGAGUUUUACCAAAGAAUGAAAAGUCAAUCUAAUCCAGUUUCCCCCGAAACUAUGAACAAUUUAGAGCAUAUUCUAUGGCCUAAUUUUAUUGGACAAAAAGCCAAAGCAGAAAUGAGCGAUUCAUCAGGAUCGUCUCAAGAGUGCGGACAAUGUCAGUGUGGACGGCAUAAUAUUGUUGAAGGUUUACCUGAUAGUGGGGUCAAAGGUUACUCAAAUAAGCGAAUUUAUGAUUGGUUAAAAAUGGACUUUUCUGGGUCACGACCAAAUUCACUGGCCUGUCAGACUGGGCAUGUACAUGAUUUUUCUUCUAAAGAGACUAUUAUAUCCCCACAGACUGUCACUCUAUGGUGUGGUACAAAGACAGUUGCGUCACAAUUUCCCCCUGUCACCAAGGACUGUUCAAUUCAAACCUUUCAAAAUCAGCAAACAAUGAAGGAAACUGGGAUUCUGUCAGGAAUUUCUAAAAAAGACCAAGCUUUACAAACAUCUGAUUUUGAAGAAGAAGAAAUUUUAUCUAUCCUCUCAGACAAUUUUGAAGAGUUUGGUUUUCUUAAAUCGAAUGAAGGUAUUGCAAAAGAACUGCUUAGUUGCCCUGAUAUAGCAUUUGUUGAUAAAGAUUCUAGUCCCAAAAUUCAUAGGUCAAAAAGUGCAGACGGGUACCGCAGUAAAACUGACAAGACGCCAUUCUGUACAAAUAAAUCUUACCAACAGAGAACCGGUCAUUUUGGAAGAUCAAAGUCAACUGGACGCUUGGGUGGAAAAUCUGAGUCACCUGUGCGUAGAAUGGGUUUAAGUAAGCAUUAUUCACAACAAUCUCUGCCAGACAUCGCGUUCUUGUCCUCAUCAAUUACGAUUGAAAAAGAUGAAAGUAAAGACUCACUGUUUGAUGCAAUGAAACUGGAUUUACCAGUCCCAGUAACAAUUGUUCCAAAGACAGAACUAGAACAGUUUAAUAUCUAUAAGCAGACGGCGUCACCGUGUCAACAUAAGUCACAAUGCUGUCCAAAUAAGAGUAAAACUAAAGGGACUGAAAAUGAAAUUGGGUCAAGUAGUAGUGGAAUUUCAACAAGCUCCGCCUCUUCUGGCAUUGAUCCAGGUUAUUGUGAUUGCAGGUCAAGGUCAGCAGAAAGUCCUCAGAAUGACCUUGAAAGGUUGAUUUUCUAUCCACCUCAUACAGAGGAGAAAAUAAAGUCUUCAAAGAAUUGUUGUGGUUCUAAAAAGAGGGCAAAGUCCUUGCCUAGUAGACUGUCAGAGUGUGCUAACCCAGCAAAUCCAAAAAUAGAAAAAUAUGCUAAUGAGGCACGACCUCAAGUUGUUGCAAAAGGUCAAGGUCAGUGUAGGAUAAGUGAAAAAUGGAUAAGUGCUGGAAAGAAGCCAGAAAUUGAAGGAAGUGAAAACUUGUAUGCUGUUGAGGAAGAACAAACACCAGUUGCUUCCCCUGAUCAACCGUGUUGUAAUAGAGACAUGUGUUGUGAAAAUAAUGACCAGAAAAGUGCUACGAGUUCAGACAGUGGAGCGAAAUGUAAUUACUUCUGUGGCGAUCAAGAUUUUACAGAAAGUGACUUUUAUAGGGCCGUGGAAUCGGACAAAAUUAUUGUUGUUGGGAAUGAGUACUAUCAGGGUUUAGCACUAGGAAUGGAUUCUAAUUCAUCGAGUGGUAGCUCUGUACCGAAUAUUGACAGGAAGCCAUUAAAAUCAUGUCUUAGAAAGAGGAAUCGUGGUCUAAGGUCAAGGUCAAUGUCAGCUACUGAUACUAUGACCUUGAACUUUGACGACCUUGAGGAGAAGGUGAAGAAUCACAGGCACUCGUAUGGUUGCGACGAGGUUUAUAUCGUGUCUGAUGAGCAUGGACAGUUGAUGAUGUACCAGGCUGAUGAUAGUGCCGAACCUGUCAUGUUCUACUUAGGAAAAGACGGGGAAUGUCACAUGACCGAGGGUCAUCGGAAUCACAUGGAGAACUUCGGCAGUUUGGCCAACUUCAAUAUACAGGCUUCAGACAGUAUUCAUGCCAGUGACAGCUCCACGGACCGCGAGGGCAAUAGUAAACGGAAGAGCGUCAGCUUCGCCUCCGAAGUUUCCUUUCAGUCGAUAAGUCCCGCAAUAUCGCCAAAACGACAGGCAAAUGCUGCAGAUAGCAAAUCAGCGGAGACAUCUGCUGAGAAAACUGGCGAAGCAGAUGGUGAAGCAGACGGACAGGAAGUGAUUACAGAAGGAGCAGGGGAUGAUGGGAAGAAAGAGGAUGUAAAAGAAGAAGUUGUGGAUACAGACAAGAAACCAACAGAAAGCACGGACAAUGCUGAUGGUACCAAACCUGAUGUAACCAGUGAGGAUGCACCUCCCACCUUGUUGUCAAAUAUAGAGACCCCUGGUAGUAGUUCCAGUUCUGACUCGCCACCGAAUGAGUUCCAUAUCGCCAUGGAUACCAAUGAUAAUCUCUGGUUUGAAGACGUCAUGAUGGAGAAAAUAGAAUUGUUGAUGUCCGUUUCCAAAGCAGCUGAUGUUCUCUUUGCUCAUUUCGAGAAAUCUAGAGACACUUUCGACAAGUUGCGACUUGGAAAUACGACAGAGACACCAGAACUGGGUGAAAUCGUGUUGACGCGUCUGUGUACCGCACUGAGCGCAGUUCUGGGAGACGGACUAAAGCACCAUCUAGCAGGAUUCCAGAUGUUUGGAAGCGUACAGAUCACUGUGUGGAAGGUGGUUGAGGCAUCGGUUGAAAUUGUUCCACAGACGCGUUUAUUGUGUGACCUUGUACAGAAAGUGAAGCAAACAACAUACUUAACUACCCACCAACAGAAAUUUGAUGCUUUCAUCUUUGGACUUCUCAAUUUGAGAGUACUAGAUUUCUGGAUGGGAUAUCUAAGCCAGAAAGAGGAACAGCUGUCCAAAUUUUACAACAGUGGUGCCAUACUCGUUCAUUCAAACACUGCUCUUAAAAAGCAGUACGAUGACCUAGUCACUUCAAUACAAAAAUUGGCUGUACUACCGUUUCACAUGGACAUGGAAUUUAUUAAAGAAAAAGCACUGACUGAUUCUAAAUUCAAAGCACAAGAGAUGACUGGUUCGUCUGAUGCCAUAGCAACAAAUGUAACCAAUCAGAGCAUUUCUUCCGAGUCUUCAGCCAAUCAGAGCUCGUCAAAGGAAGUCACCAGCAUGCUUGAAAUCACAGCUUCAAAGGCACUGAGUUGGCUAGCAAAUGCUGCUCUCCCUAAGAAGAAAACCUCGUCUGAUUCCGACCUUUCAGAAUCUAGGUCAAGGUCGGAGACAAUUGAUUCAGCCAAUCCAAUGCUUGAUUCAAAUAGCACCUCCAGCCAAGUGUCUGGAUCUUUUAGUUUCAAUGAAGAUGCCGAACAGGAAGUUGAAAAACCAUACAAGCAGAUUUUGGAAAACUUGCGUGAAAAUCAGCAACUGAUUUAUAAAGACGCUAGAUUAAGUUGUGUGGACUGUGACCCAAUUAUUUCACCUUCAGAUAGUCUGCGAUCUAGUCAGAACAGUCAGACUGGAUUUGUUUCACUGUUUUCAACAAUGGCUGCAAGACUUGGUGAAAAUACAGCCAACCAGUCCCUGACACAGUCUAUGACGAGUUCUGCGUCCAGUCUGGUUACACGUUUGACUGGUUAUCAGUUUGGCUCAGCCAGGACGUACAAAAAAGGGGUGACAGAGUACAGAUUUGCAGACGACUCUGAAAAAGACAAUAAAACUGUUGAAAAAGAACAGAAUGCAGAAGAAAUUGUUAAAGAAACUCCUGAAGUAGGUGAACAAAAGACUGAAGUCAAGUUAAGAGAAAAGAAUACUGAAAGUUCAAAUGAGAACAGAAAUUCCAAACGUGUGUCAUUUGACAUAGUGAACUUGUUUGAUAAGCUUUUACUGCCGUCUGCAAAACCAGAAAAGAAAGAUGCAAAACCUGUGAGCAGAAUUCCUCGACCGACCAAUAGAUGGAGCUGGAGUUUUGGAAUUUCAAAAACCAGUCCGGUACCGGUUUCAAAAUUAACCAAAGCUUCAACUGAUUCGGAUAUUAAAGUACAGCCGAGAAAAAGUGUAUCGAAGCAUGAACCAGUCACUAACAAAAAUGAACAUUUCCCAAAAAGAAAUGCUAAACAAACUGAAAAGAGUGUUAAAAGUACAAAACCAGUCAAAAACUCUGCGAGCAAAGUUUCCGGCCCACCAAAACCACCGAGACUGGUACAGUCUGCACCGUCACCUGUGAAGAAAUCGUCAAGUACCAGUCUGGAUAAAAAUGGGCAUAACAGUUCAAAGAAAAACACUGCCACAUUGUAAUAGUGGAGGAAAGCAUUGUGAAUUGUGCAAUAUUUUAAUUAUUUAUUGUAUUAUUUGGUGAUAUUUUAUAUGUUAUAUUGUGAUUCUCAUUGCUUGGAAAUUGUAUGUUUUCUAGCUUGGAAAUAUUUACAUUUGGGAUUUGGAAUAAGGCACAGAUUUUGAUCAUUAGAAAAAGGAAUGACAUUUUUAAGCAUUUCAUUAAGUUACAUUUUCUUUGUGGGAAAUGAGGAAAUAAAUUUGAAUUGUCUAUUUUACUUGUAUCUAAACUUUGAACUUUUGUAAAUAUUUUCAGCUUUUACAAACGUAAGUUUAUAAGUGGGCUUAGUUAACAGUUAAAAGUGUUUAG